This is a messenger RNA of Gigantopelta aegis, 5325 nucleotides long. Its product is annotated as mucin-17-like. Lineage: Eukaryota; Metazoa; Mollusca; Gastropoda; Neomphalida; Peltospiridae. Bases 115 to 5325 code for a protein of 1736 amino acids. The transcript is spliced from 54 exons. The record is from RefSeq and is a predicted model, not a curated record.
AUUGGAUCCAAAUUUUGACAGCUGUCAGCUGAUCGGAUUGUGAACAGCACUGAGAGGAGGUCUUCAAUUCGCCAUACAGGUAAUGCUAGUGUUGAACCUUCUACAGUUACGCCAAUGGGUGGUCGGAAAGCAGAAGACACACGUACACCUAGGAGGUUUUCAAUUUGCUGCACAAAUAGUGUUAGUGUUGAACCUUCUACAGUUACGCCAAAGGUUGGUCAGAAAGCAGAGGACACAAGCACACGCAGCAGGUCUUCAAUUCACCGUACAAGUAAUGCUAGUGUUGACCCUACAACAGUUACGCCAAUGGGUGGUCAGAAAGCAGAAGAUACAACUACACCUAGGUCUUCAGAUGGUCGCAUAAGUAAUGCUAGUGUUGAACCUUCUACAGUUAUGCCAAUGGGUGAUCAGAAAGCAGGAGACACAACUACACCUAGGUCUUCAAUUUGCCGCACGAGUAAUGCUAGUGUUGAACCUUCUAAAGUUACCUCAAUGGGUGGUCAAAAAGCAGAAGACACAAGUAUACCUAGGUAUUCAAUUCGUCGCACAAGUCACGCCAGUGUUGAACCUUUUACAGUUACGCCAAUGGGUGGUUCGAAACUAGGAAUGCCACUAAUUGACUCAAAUGAAAUGUCAGAAGACAAUCCAUUCAAGACAUUGAUGGACACAAGUACAUCUAGGUCUUCAAUUACCCGCACAAGUAAUACCAGUGAGGGACCUUCUACAGUUACACCAAUGGGUGAUCAAAGAGCAGUAAACACAAGUACACCUAGGUCUUCAAUUCGCCGCACAAGUCAUGCCAAUAUUGAACCUUCUACAGUUACGCCAGUGGGUGGUCAAAAACCAAAAAAGUCACUGAUUGAGUCAAAUGAGAUAUCAGAAGACAACCCAUUCAACACAUUGAUGGACUCAAGUACAGCAAAGUCUUCAAUUCAUCACACAGGUAAUGCUAGUGAUGAACCUUCUACAGUUACGCCAGUGAGUGGUCAGAAAGCUGAAGACACAAGUACACCUAGGAGGUCUUCAAUUCGCCGCACGAGUAAUGCUAGUGUUGAACCUUCUACUGUUACGCCAAUGGAUGGUCAGAAAGCAGAAGACGCAAGUACACGUAGGAGGUCUUCAAUUCGCCGCACGAGUAAUGCUAGUGUUGAACCUUCUACUGUUACGCCAAUGGAUGGUCAGAAAGCAGAAGACGCAAGUACACGUAGGACUUCAAUUCCUUUGUCAAAUGAGAUAUCAGAAGACAACCCAUUCAACACAAUGAUGGACACAAGUAUAUCUAGGAGGUCUUCAAUUCGCCGCACAAGUAAUGCUAGUGUUGAACCUUCUACAGUUACGCCAAUGAGUGGUCAGAAAGCAGGAGACACAAGUACACGUAGGAGGUCUUCAGUUCGCCGCACAAGUAAUGCUAGUGUUGAACCUUCUACAGUUACGCCAAUGGGUGGUCACAAAGCAGGAGACACAAGUACACGUAGGAGGUCUUCAGUUCGCCGCACAAGUAAUGCUAGUGUUGAACCUUUUACAGUUACGCCAAUGGGUGGUCAGAAAGCAGGAGACACAAGUACACGUAGGAGGUCUUCAAUUCGCCGCACAAGUAAUGAGAGUGUUGAACCUUCUACAGUAACGCCAAUGGAUGGUCAGAAAGCAGAAGACACAAGUAUACGUAGGAGGUCUUCAGUUCGCCGCACAAGUAAUGCUAGUGUUGAACCUUCUACAGUUACGCCAGUGGGUGGUCAGAAAGCAGGAGACACAAGUACACGUAGGAGGUCUUCAGUUCGCCGCACAAGUAAUGCUAGUGUUGAACCUUCUACAGUUACGCCAAUGGGUGGUCAGAAAGCAGGAGACACAAGUACACGUAGGAGGUCUUCAAUUCGCCGCACAAGUAAUGAGAGUGUUGAACCUUCUACAGUAACGCCAAUGGAUGGUCAGAAAGCAGAAGACACAAGUAUACGUAGGAGGUCUUCAAUUCGCCGCACAAGUAAUGCUAGAGUUGAAUCUUCUACUAUGGGUGGUCAGAAAGCAGAAGACAGAAGCACACCUAGGAGGUCUUCAAUCCGCCGCACAAGUAAUGCUAGUGAGGAACCAUUUACAGUUACGAAAAUGGGUGGUCAGAAAGCAGAAGACACAAGUACACGUAGGAGGUCUUCAGUUCGCCGCACGAGUAAUGCUAGUGUUGAACCUUCUACAGUUACGCCAGUGGGUGGUCAGAAAGCAGAAGAUACAAGUACGCCUAGAAGGCCUUCAAUUCACCGCACAAGUAAUGCUAGUGUUGAACCUUCUACACAUACGCCAGUGGGUGGUCAGAAAGCAGAAGACACAAGUACACCUAGGAGGUCGUCAAUUCGCCGCACAAGUAAUGCUAGUGUUGAACCUUCUACAAUUACUCCAAUGGGUGGUCAGAAAGCAGAAGAUACAAGUACUCCUUUGUCUUCAAUUAGCCAUACAAGUAUUGCUAGUGUUGAACCUUGUACAGAUACGCCAAUGGAUGGUCAGAAAGCAGAAGACACAAGUACUCCUAGGAGGUCUUCAAUUCGCCGCACUAGUAUUGCUAGUGUUGAACCUUCUACAGUUACUUCAAUGGGUGAUCAGAAAGCAGUAGACACAAGUACACCUAGGUCUUCAGUUAGCCGCACAAGUAUUGCUAAUGAGGAACCUUCUACAGUUACACCAAUGAAUGUUCAGAAAGCAGUAGACACAAGUACACGUAGGUCUUCAAUUCGCCAUACAAGUAUUGCUAGUGAGGAACCUUCUACAGUUACACUAAUGAAUGGUCAGGAAGCAGAAGACAUAAGUACACCUAGGUCUUCAAUGCGCUGCACAAGUAUUGCUAAUGAGGAACCUUCUACAAUUACACCUAUGGGUGGUCAGAAAGCAGAAGACAUAAGUACUCCUAGGAGAUUUUCAAUUUGCUGCGCAAGUAAUGCUAGUGUUGAACAAUCUACACCAAUGGGUGAUCAGAAAGGAGAAGACACAAGUACACGUAGGUCUUCAAUUAGCCACACAAGUAAUACUAAUGAGGAACCAUCUACAGUUACACCAAUGGGUGAUCAGAAAGAAGACACAUGUACACCUAGCAGGUCUUCAAUUCGCCGCACAAGCAAUGCUAGUGUUGACCCUACGACAGUUACGCCAAUGGGUGGUCAGGAACCAGAAACGACAUUAAUUGAGUCAAAUGAGAUAUCAGAAGACAACCCAUUCAACACAUUAAUGGAUACAAGUACAUCAAAGAGGUCUUCAAUUCGCCGCAGAACUAUUGCUAGUGUUGAACCUUCUACAAUUAUGCCAAGUACACCUAGGAGGUUUACAAUGUGUUGCACAAGUAUUGCUAGUGUUGAACCUUCUACAGUUACGCCAAUAGGUGACCAGAAAGGAGAAGACACAAUUACACCUAAGUCUUCAGUUAGCCGCACAAGUAAUGGUAAUGAGGAACCUUCUACAGUUACUCAAUUGAAUCAGGAAGGAGAAGACACAAGUACACCUAGCAGGUCUUCAAUUCGCCGCACAAGCAAUGAUAGUGUUGACCCUACGACAGUUACGCCAAUGGGUGGUCAGGAACCAGAAAAGUCAUUAACUGAGUCAAAUGAGAUAUCAGAAGACAACCCAUUCAACACAUUAAUGGAUACAAGUACAUCAACGUCUUCAAUUCGCCGCAGAACUAUAGCUAGUGUUGAACCUUCUACAAGUAUGCCAAGUACACCUAGGAGGUUUACAAUGUGCUGCACAGGUAUUGCUAGUGUUGAACCUUCUACAGUUACGCCAAUGGGUGACCAGAAAGGAGAAGACACAAGUCCACCUAAGAGGUCUUCAAUUAGCCACACACAUAAUGCUAGUCAGGAAUCUUCUACAGUUACGCCAAUGGGUGAAGACACGAGUACACCUAGGUCUUCAGUUAGCCGGACAAGUAAUGCUUGUGAGGAACCUUCUACAGUUACUCAAGUGGAUUGUCAGAAAGCAGAAGACACAAGUAAACCUAGCAGGUCUUCAAUUCGCCGCACAAGCAAUGAUAGUGUUGACCCUACGACAGUUACGCCAAUGGGUGGUCAGAAACCAGAAAAGUCAUUAACUGAGUCAAAUGAGAUAUCAGAAGACAACCCAUUCAACAUAAUGAUGGACACAAGUACAUCAACGUCUUCAGUUCGCCGCAGAACUAUAGCUAGUGUUGAACCUUCUACAACUAUGCCAAGUACACCUAGGAGGUUUACAAUGUGCUGCACAAGUAUUGCUGGUGUUGAACCUUCUACAGUUACGCCAAUGAGUGGUCAGAAAGCAGAAGACACAAGUACACCUAGGUCUUCAGUUAGCCGAACAAGUAAUGCUAAUGAGGAAACGUCUACAGUUACACCAAAGGAUGGUCAAAAAGGAGAAGACACAAGUACACCUAAGUCUUCAAUUCGCCGCACAAGCAAUGAUAGUGCUGACCCUACGACAGUUACGCCAAUGGGUGGUCAGGAACCAGAAAAGUCAUUAACUGAGUCAAAUGAGAUAUCAGAAGACAACCCAUUCAACACAAUAAUGGACACAAGUACAUCAAAGUCUUCAAUUCGCCGCAGAACUAUAGCUAGUGUUGAACCUUCUACAACUAUGCCAAGUACACCUAGGAGGUUUACAAUGUGCUGCACAAGUAUUGCUGGUGUUGAACCUUCUACAGUUACGCCAAUGAGUGGUCAGAAAGCAGAAGACACAAGUACACCUAGGUCUUCAGUUAGCCGAACAAGUAAUGCUAAUGAGGAAACGUCUACAGUUACACCAAAGGAUGGUCAAAAAGGAGAAGACACAAGUACACCUAAGAGGUCUUCAGUUCACUGCACAAGUAAUGGUAGUGAGGAACCUUCUACAGUUACGCCAAUGGGUGAUCAGAAAGCAGAAGACACAAGCACACCUAUGAGGUCUUCAGUUCGCCGCAGAACUAUAGCUAGUGUUGAACCUUCUACAAUUAUGCCAAGUACACCUAGGAGGUUUACAAUUUGCUGCACAAAUAUUGCUAGUGUUGAAACGUCUACAGUUACGCCAAUGGGUGGUCAGAAAGCAGAAGACAAAAGUACAGCUACGACUUCAAUUCGCCGCACAAGCAAUGCUAGUGGUGGUCAGAAACCAGAAACGCCAGUAAUUGAUUCAAAUGAGAUAUCAAAAGACAACCCAUUCAAGAUAUUGAUGGACACAAGUACAUCUAGGUCUUCAAUUAGCAGCACAAGCCAUGCCAGUGAGGAACCUUCUACAGUUGCUCAAAUUGGUGGUCAGAAACCAGAAACGUCAGUAAUUGAUUCAAAUGAGAUAUCAGAAGACAACCCAUUCAAGAUAUUGAUGGACACAAGUACAUCUAGGUAA